Molecule: messenger RNA, 2072 nt
Organism: Neurospora crassa OR74A
Lineage: Eukaryota; Fungi; Ascomycota; Sordariomycetes; Sordariales; Sordariaceae
Exons: 4
Coding region: 78-2072 (664 amino acids)
Source: RefSeq, a predicted model, not a curated record
CCUCCUCACCGACCUCAGAAUUUUCUCAUCCAUCCUUGGCCUAACGUUAACUGCGCUCACAUCGCGCUCACAUCACCAUGGGUCGCGGAAGCUUCUCCAGCGACGGCUCAUCCGACGCCGGUGGCGCUCGCCUUGCCCUUUUCUCUCCCCCGCCAAGGGGAAACCAACAAUGGCGGUCUGAUACUAAGAGUUACAAGACCGAAACUCCUGACACCGACACCUUCCCCAGCGAGCCCAGCGGAAGCGAAAGGCAGUCGGGAGGCGCCCGAGUCAGCGGCCACUCGCGACACUCGUCGAUGGCCUCGGCUGUGUCUAUGCAUUCGUCACAUUCGCGCUCUAGCAGCAGCACGUAUGUUGGCAACACACAUGGUCAGCUUCAACCUUUCAACAGCUUCCAGCCUGGAGCUUCACAUCAUCCUUCGGGACCAUCACGUCCUCCUCAGCGGUAUCAGAUACCUGAUAACCAGGUCACGCCGCCUAAUAAGGUGCAACAUCUGUCGAAGGGUUUGAGUUCCAUGGAACUCAUUCGCAGUGGAGACCACCCUGCAAUUUCAGAUAUCCGCAAACACGCCGCCGAUGCCAACCGUCGGCUCUGGGGACUUAAACACGCUGUCGACAGCUCUAAACACGUCCCUUCCGAAUUUCGCGAGGGUUUCGACGUCGACAUUACCCAGGUUCUCAAGCACCUGACCACCAUUUCCAGCGCUGCCGAGUCCUUGGCGACAGGCCUCGAUAGGAAAAGUGACGAGUGCGAGAGCCUGCGCACGAUGUACUCGUCGCAGACUAUGGAUUAUGAUGGGACUCGUGCGCAGCUUGAAGCUGAGCGUGCUGAGAUCAGGGCUGAGCGGACAAGGAUGCUGAAGUUCGAGGCCGACAUGAAGGCCGAAAAGGACAAAGAUGAGAGGGUUAUCAAGGCCCUCCAGGAACAAAUCGCCGGCAAACGCCACCUCUGGAUGCAAGUCCGCAAAGACCCUGAAGAAAAGGCUAUGGCCUUGGAGAUGCUCUCCCGUUCUUCCACCCCCUACACAUCCGUCACCGACUCCUCCGCCUCCCCCACCCCCACCGGCCCUCGCGACUGGCAAGCCUCCCGCACCAUAAGCUCCAACUCUCGCCCUCCGCGUAGCGGCCACAACCUCAUGCCCGGCACCCACUUCGGCGGUCCCAUCCCCCCUCGCUCCGUCUCGGGUUUUGCCAUCGCCCACUCCCAGCGUCUCAAUUCCCGUGGUGGCCACAGCUCACACCGCAAAGGCACCGGCCGCGUCGUUUCCGAAUGGGGCAGUCCCGUCUCUCGUGGCUCCGCCGGCUCCGGCCGUGGCGGCGGUAAUCGCUCCCACCAUCACGGAGGUCCCCCCACCGCUAUCUUCAUCCCUCCCACACCCAAGACCCACGACGAGGACGGCCCAACCGCCACCUUCUCCGGCAAACUCACCCACCUCCUGACCGUCGUCAUCCGCGCCUUUACGCACAAAUACUUUGGCAAACCCAUGCCAGAAGUCGAGUCACGUCUCCGCAAGGAAUCCCCUUCCCUCUUCUCCUACAUGUGCGACCUCGUCUACCCCGGCCGCGGCCGCAAGAUAGGCGAAUCGCACGUCUCCUUCCUCCUCAACGACGACGUCUCCCGCCCUUACCUCGUCGAACGCCUCCUCGUACAAUACUUCACAUCCACAAUGCUCCAAUCCGAGGGAUGGACGGGAUACGAGCCCUCAGUCGACAAAGAAAUGGCUUCCCUUUCUGCGCGCCUCAAGGACUCUUCAGGCGCCCAAAACCACUCCAAGACGCACGAGCGCCAGGCAAUGGUCAAUCGCCAGGCGGAACUGGUCAAGCAGAUGGUUGAUCACCCGAAGUGGGCAGAGUUCAAGAACUAUAAGGUGAAUGAUCACUACCAAAAGUUCAAGAAGAUGGUGGGACCUUUUUUGCCGCCGGGGCCGAAGAGCGAUGUGCGUGAUGAGGCGCUGUUUGAUUUGUUUUCGAUUGCCGAGAGGGCGUGGAGUGUGGCGCAGAUGGGAUGGGAAUCCAGGAUGACGUAUGUCUAUCUGUGGAGCGAGACGUGCAGCGAGGCAGAUGAGGAUUAG